Molecule: messenger RNA, 2144 nt
Organism: Amoebophrya sp. A25
Lineage: Eukaryota; Dinophyceae; Syndiniales; Amoebophryaceae
Source: the annotation of a GenBank genome assembly
CAAGUGUUCACUUUUUAUGAAUAUCGAAUCGUAACAUCAGGCUAGUUGGUGAUACCUUACGGCACAACUAACUUACUGCAACAAACAUUCAUCCAAAGUCCAUCAAAAUGGCGCUUGGAGGUUCUGACCCAGUAACCUUGGCUAUAGGAGCCUGCUGGUUUGCGACCACUGCCUUUUAUUCGCUUCCUGCCAACAACAUUUUCCUCCGAGACCUGAAGAGUCCUCUCGGCCAUAAUCUCACGCGAUUCGUCGGAGCCAGCUUCUUCUGCCUACUGUUAGCGGCUUUUACACCAUGGAACAAAACCAAUCCGCGGCAAAUUAUCCGAUGUGCCUUUCCUGGGGUUUGUAUGGUUUUGAUGAACGUCAGCAAUUCGGUUGCGUUGCAGACUGUUGGCGUGACGCUCACCUACGUGGUCAAAAGCACGAUCCCAUGUUGGACUUGCCUUUACUGCUUCAUCUUCCUGAAACAACGUUUUUCGGUCCCGAUUAUACUUGCCUUGUUGACAAGUUGUGUAGGUGUUGCGUUGGCUUCUGCAGGCGAACUCCUCUUCAGCUGGUCAGGGUUCUUUGCGGCAUUGUUGAGCUGUGUGAGCACAGUGGCGUUCAACCUAUCUUCGAAAAGCAUCAUGCAGACGCACAAUAUGACUUCACUGGAGGCCUUUUCAGGGUCGCUCAUGAACGCUGCAGUCGUCGCUUCGGUGUUGUAUGCUGGAGGACUGGAAGUGGCUUUAGGUAUAAGUAAAUCGUUACGUCUUCCUUUCGCUCUCGAUUGCAACAAGCCCAAAAAAAUGAUUCUCAUCUUGAACACUGGACUACAGUUCAUACCCCCACACCAUCACUCAGCACACCCACUUCCACUGAACUAAAGGCCUCCGCACAAGUGACGUUUAUGCCACUACUCUCGCGGCCACGCAAGAGGGAGACUACUGGUUAUCAAUCGUUUUGGGCAUGACUGCUACCUCCUACUUCCUAGAGUAUAGCUUCAAUUUCGCCUUUACACCGCGUGUCUCGCCGGUUACUCUAGGAAUUUCCGACAUCGUGCGCCGCAUUCUCACCAUAGUCACAAACGCUUGCGUUUAUGGAUACCCAGUGUCCUUGUUGAACGCAUCAGGGAUUGCAUGUUCUUUAGGCGGUGCAGUGGCAUAUGCAGUGUUGUUGGCAAGGGAGCAGAAGCCUGCAGCGAAAGCAGGAUCGCCAAGUACGCGGAAAUCCUCUUCUGUUAGAAGUACACGAAGAAGUUCAUCGAGGGGCAAAUCUCCGGGAAAAGCUGCGGGGAAGAAACAAUAGACGAGACUUUAUAUAUGUUCCAUCCACAGGGGGGGGGCCUCCCUCCCUGGUACAUAUAUACUACUACUACGACUACACAACCGCAUAGUACAUCCUAACUUCUUGAUGAAGAGGACACAAUCUAAAUGCGUCUGCAACUCUCUUCGUUAGAAAGCGUGAGAACAGCACGCUAGCUGCAAAAAUAGCAUUUCCAUGCUCGUCGUCAAGGCUUCGAGGACGUAGCCUGGUCCUUCACAGCAGAUAGGAGCUACUAGACGCGGAAUUGUAACAUCACUUUACACGUCCACUUACUAUCAUUUCGAAUAGCAACAUGCUUCAACGUCAGCAGGAGCAGCAGUCAGCCACUUUACGCUGGCUCAAUGGCCAAUUAUUUCGGAGGCGUGUCAGUUCCGAGACUGCCUCAAACUUUCAUCAGUGUGCGAUACAUGUAUGCUUCUUUCAACCUGCAGGGGGAGACUUUAGUUUUGCCGCAGGUCUAGGAGGUAAAGGGAAAGGACAGGUGGAUCGCUCUCCGCAGGAGCCGCAGGACCUGCAAUCAUCGGCUCAACCACUGCAGUCUUCCGCAGACGUCGUGGAAGUAAAGGAGGAUCAUCAUGAUCCCAAUGCUGGCUUUCUACUAGCAGUGUCUCGCCGGGCGUCUCCUCUAUGCAAAAAUCCUUUUGUGAGCCCAACACAAAAGUUUGAUGGUUUUGCGGCUCAUGCUCCGUGAUAUUGGCACAGAUUGUAACUUUGAGCUUUGUGUUUUUCUCUGCGUUAUCGCCAAACUGUGCUAUCAAUGACUAGUCGUAGGCUUGAUGUCCGUCUGGGAACUACUGUUGGCGUAGAGCCGAAUGGAAGGCUACGCAAACGAAUCCGAG